AUGACGGGUAGAAAUACAAAGAGUGCCAACAAAGCAGCUGCUUGUGAUAAGGAAGGCAUUAAUGUAGUAUCUUUUUUGGUAGUUGUCAAAUCUGAAGUUGGUAGAAGUUUGCGAGCAAUCAAUAAUGAUGUGAAAAGUGUUCAAAUAACGCUGAACAAGGUUGUCGAGGCAAAGAAGAGGAAAGCCAACAUAAUGCUACUCGGAUUGAAGGAAGGUGCUGAUGAUGAUGACAGGGUUCAUAAAAUAAUUAACCAUUUAACUGAUGGAGUUUUUGGUCUUAAAAAUGUCUUGAAGGUGAUACGAUUAGGAAAGAAAGGAGACAAAAUUGUCAGACCAAUUUUCCUCAGAUUUGACGAUGCAAAAAUUAAAGAACUUAUCUUCAAAAAUAUACGUAGGAUGAAAACUUUAGAUGAUAGUUUGAAAAAUAUUCGGUUAAGUCAUGACCUGACAAUUCAACAAAGGAGCGAAUUGAAAAAAUUACUUGAUGAUGCCAAGAGGAAGAAGGAGAGUUGCAAAGAGGGUUUUUUAUAUCGAGUCAUAGGGGAGGUCGGGAAAUGGAAGAUAGUUCAGUUUUUUGCAAAAAAAGACUCAAAGUCAAUUAUGAAAAAGGUUGACACUGUUCAUGAGUUGAUUUGUGAUGGUUUGGAUGUCAUGGUGCUGACAGAAACUUGGCAUGGAUUGGAUGGUAAUUUUGCAAUUGGUUUGGCAAAGCCGCCUGGGUUUCAGUUUGUUGAUUAUAUAAGAGAGCAUGAUCCGGGUCAUGGUGGUUUGAUAGUUUACUUUCGCAAAGAGUUCAAACAUAUAAAAAGUUAA
Molecule: messenger RNA, 813 nt
Organism: Helobdella robusta
Lineage: Eukaryota; Metazoa; Annelida; Clitellata; Rhynchobdellida; Glossiphoniidae
Exons: 3
Coding region: 1-813 (270 amino acids)
Source: RefSeq, a predicted model, not a curated record